AGUGAGCAUCAGUUUGACGUAGGAUGGCAUACAACUAGACGCCAUCUUGAUUUGCACCUUAUAAUACCCACUUUAAAAAAUGAUUUGUUUUCCUUCAACCAGGAUCAAUUAUAAAAAGGAGCAUCAAGAAGAUCAACUUCAUUUCUGACCUUAUACUACGAAGAUUUAUAUCGCAAGGAACUGAAAAUAAAGAUCUUUCUACAGGUGCAUACUCUGAUCAGGAUGGCGGCGAACUUUAGCUCUGCAGGAGACAUCUGUGCAGGAGAGAACUGUGAGGCAAUCACUAAUGUGACGUACUACGUGAAGGAGAAGAAGAAGCUUUGCGAUGACUGCGCUUCCAAAGAGGGAUGCAUCGGAAAAGCAAGAAAGGGUGGGUCCAAUCUUUAUUGUAGGAAGCAUGAUGAAGCGAUCAAAUUAUAUUGUAAAACACAUGACGUAGCUCUGUGUUAUUCAUGCGCAAUGAUCGAUCAUCAGCAGCCUUGCGUGCGUCGGGAUAUAGAGGGCGCCAUCAUGGAAAAUAAAGCAAGCCUAAAUGAUUUGAAAGAGAAGGCAAAGAAAAAAUUAGAGCUUUGUCGACUUCAUGGAGAUGAGAUACGUCAGUGUAAGGAAGACACCAACACCCAUCUACAAGCGUUGACAAAAAAGGUCGAUUCGGUAAUAAAUGAGGCGAUCAAAAUAGACAAAGAGAGAGAAAAGGAGGAUGCUGCGAAAAUCAACCAGGAAGUUGAGGAGAAGAAUCAAACCCUUCAAGAGGAGAUUCAAAAGAUUAACGACAAGAUUCGAAAGAACGGUCAGAAUAGAGAGAAGCGACUUGAACUUAACCGUAAAAAUGCAAAAAGAAGACGAGAAAAAAUCGACAAUAAACAAAAUGGUCUUCAAACAGACAUUAAGAACAUCGAUGAAAUGAGAGAAAGAAAGAUUGGUGAGUGGGAAAACUCAUUGCAAGAUAUCAUAAAAACAACAGAGACAGCAGUGCACACACUUGACACAAUACUCGAAGAUGAUCAAAGUGUUGUCAAAGACUGGCAUCUUGUGUACACAUCAGUGAGUGAUGAGCUAAGAAAGCAGCUGUAUUAUGAGCAUGUUUCAACAGUCACUGUUCCCAUAUCGGGUGUGAGGUUUGUGCAGGGUGCUGGGAGAGAAAAGUAUGAUGGGAGGAUUGAUGGGAAUGAUAGGCAGUGGCAGCACAUUGAUACAAUAAAAAGCAAAGAUAACAUCACACACCCGAUCAUUGUAGGAUACAUAGAUGAAUGCAAUGUGAUCAUCACAGAUGACAUGUUUGGUAGCGAUCAUACAUACAUGUUAGAUCUGACCACUAAACACACUCAGAGAGUGAUUACGAGUAGUGGUACAUCAUGUGUUAUCUCCAGUGCGUUGUUGAAUCAUGACAAGGUAGUAUGCGGUAAAUACCGUAAAGGGUGUACAGGGGACAUUUUGACAGGAUGCAUUAGUGUAUAUGACAGACAAUGGAAGCACAUAAAUGACGUCACAAUACCAAGAAAUACAACGGGUGAUUCAACACGGGUGAAUGUAGCUGUUGACCAGGAUGGCAUGAUAAUCGCUGCUGAGUGGUUUCAGUCUAAUAUAUACGUCAUCAACCCAGCCGAUGGUAAGAUCAUGAAUACCAUCACAUGUAAAGAGAAUAUAAUUAUGUCUGAUGUACUGUCAUCAGGGCACAUCAUCGCUCAACCCUCAGGCUUGGAUCACAGAGUGUUCAUUGUCGACAGGCAGGGUGCUGAAACGGCAAUCACCCACAGUCCUUCCGUCGAUAAUGCCUGCGUCGAUCCUACGACAGACGAACUCUACGUCGUGACUUUACUUCAUGAAGAAGAGUUCAGGACGUGUUUGAUUAAUCGGGUGAUGAGUGGGGGUGACAUAGAGAAUCAAAUGGUAGCAUCAUUCGUUCCAUUUAGGCAAUGGGUCCCACUGCCACAACUUUAUGAUUUCCUUCAAUCAUCUAAGGUGUUGAUAACGUCAUCAGGGAAAAUGAUUGCUUGCAACGGGAAAAACAUUCUCGUAUUUAAAAACGGAUUUUCAUUUGAUUAGUUCUCGUUUGAUUACAAUCAUCUAGCCUCUCUAUGUAUACACACAUACGUACGUAAAUAUAUGAUAUGGAUAUAUUUACUAACAUCCCAACAAUUACAGGUAAAUCUCAAAAUAUGCGUUACAACAUGUACCUAGAUAAGCCAUGAGUGUUAAGUAUACAGGAUAACAAAUUUUCAUUUUAAUAAAUGAAUUAUUGUAUAAAUUUAUUUAUUAAAAAUAAAACAAAUAUAGUGUCAUAGUCUAGCAUAUGGAUGGGGGCGCGUUGGCCAGGAUGCAGAACAUCAU
Messenger RNA from Strongylocentrotus purpuratus (purple sea urchin), 2331 nucleotides. RefSeq lists its product as uncharacterized. NCBI's taxonomy places the organism in Eukaryota, Metazoa, Echinodermata, Echinoidea, Camarodonta, Strongylocentrotidae. Gene Ontology annotation, cellular component: nucleoplasm; chromatin. The record is from RefSeq and is a predicted model, not a curated record. Gene Ontology annotation, biological process: positive regulation of DNA-templated transcription. The coding region runs from base 223 to 2046 and encodes 607 amino acids. The transcript has 2 exons. Gene Ontology annotation, molecular function: zinc ion binding; ubiquitin-protein transferase activity.